Messenger RNA from Fundulus heteroclitus (mummichog), 3105 nucleotides. RefSeq lists its product as uncharacterized. Bases 84 to 2681 code for a protein of 865 amino acids. The record is from RefSeq and is a predicted model, not a curated record. The transcript is spliced from 2 exons. Lineage: Eukaryota; Metazoa; Chordata; Actinopteri; Cyprinodontiformes; Fundulidae. Gene Ontology annotation, biological process: protein polyubiquitination; proteasome-mediated ubiquitin-dependent protein catabolic process; negative regulation of translation. Gene Ontology annotation, molecular function: protein binding; translation repressor activity; ubiquitin protein ligase activity.
CAGAGCAGAGCAGAGCGAGCAGGAAAGGAAGAAGCACUUACCUUGAACUCAGACACAGCGGAGACAAAGGGUGCUCAUUCAAAAUGAUAAUGAGGUCUUACGCUGAGAGAAAAGCUCUCCCUGGCUUCUCAGCCUUACUGACACUCCACACUCCAAAAGAGAGAGACGUGACCUCCUCAUCACCUGUGCACCUUACACCAAGGGACUCCAUCUUUACACCACGUUCUUCUACUUUAUCCCCUCCUUGGGUGACAGCGGCACUUUCGACACUGGAGAAAGGAGAACGAGAACUUCAGAGCCUAAGGGAGCGACAGCAAACCGAAGUGGAAGAGGUAAACCGUGAACUGGACGAUGCAGUGAUCGAAGCUCAGCGAGAAGAGCGCCGCCUUCUUGAAAAGGUGGAGCAGGACUACAGGGAAGCCCAGCGACACCUUAGACAAGUGAAGAGAGAAAAUGCUGCAGCUGUGAGAGUUGUGCAGUCACUGGUGGAUCAGCAAAUUCGUAAAAUUGGACAGUUGAAGGAACAGAUCCAGAUAUGGGGUUUUAUGGCUGAUGGAUCGAACAAAAAUCAGCUUCAAAGAGGCGUAGAAGAGCUCACACAGCCAUGGGAGAUCUCUCUAACACUGAAAAGGGUCAGUUUUCUAUCACGCCCCCAGUAUAAGACUUUGAAUUUUGGGGAGGUUGAUAUUCAUGAACAGGGUAUGACCUACCACAUUGGAGUCUGCGGUGACCAAGGACACAAAUGUGCCUUGCACUCAGGUGACACAGAUUUCUCAAACAUAAAUCCUCGUGAAAUCCGAAAGGAACCCCAACCAAACAGGGGUGGGCAAAGGAGCAGUCCAGUGGAGAACACCGGGGGAAACAAUGGGAACUUUCGUGUUGUCCGGAAACUUCAUCUGUCAAGCUCUACAGAGAACGAGGAUGAGCCCAGACCAACAAAGUCUUCCAUUCAAAGGAGUCGUGGUGUUUCAGAAUCUUCACAAGACGAAGAGGUAGAAUCAGUGUGUUCAGACUCACAAGGUCAAGAUCUGUUCCUGGCUAUUCCAGUUGUCUCCAGUCAAGCAGAAUCAGAAGGAGACGAGUCCGACUGCAGACAAAAUGAAAUAAAAAGACGCAACACAGUGAAAGGUAAAAGACGACAGAAAGCCCUUGUUAUGGUCUCGUGCAAAGAACCAUCAUGCCCCCUGGGAGAAAAGGAUGAUAAAAGGAGCAAUGCAACAGCUUUCCCAAAGGCCAGAUGUAAGGAUUCAGUCUGCAGACAUAGUCUUGUAGACCUUUCUACAAAACGUAUUUCUCUUUCACAACAGAGCCUCUCAAAGAAGAAUGCCUUAACGGAAAUGGCAUUGGACAGUGGAAGCCCUUCAUCUCCAGUGGACAGUGAAGAUUCCUGCAACACCUACACUGUAGAUACUCCAGAGAAUGGAUCUCCUAAGCAGGGCCCUUGCUGGUCAACCUGCACCACUGAUCUGUCUAGUAAGGAACAGCCUUUGAUUGACGAUGACAAGAUUGGGUGCAGAAAAACGAGAAGAGUCAGUAGAAUGCGUCUUGCCUCGGAGCCUUCGACAUUUGAGAAAGGCCAAGGAAACUUCACAAAAUCUAACAAGGGCAUCAUCAGCCCUAAAAGGCAAUCAACAUCUCAAACUCGGGUUUCACAUAGUUUAGGUGUAAACCGCGUAAGCAGAUCUCUUUCCAUGUCAGCCAUCUGUGGUGAUAAAAUAAAACAAGAUCCAGAAUUGGUGCUAUGCACCAAGGACAAGAAAGACACAGUUGACGUGCCUUUUGGGGAAUUGGAGGAAGGGAUUGGUUCAGCUGCCUUUGACUCAGCUUACCUGGUCAAACAGUUUGGUAAACAAGGCUCAGGCAGAACUGACUUCAAUCUGCCAAGUGGUGUCCAUGCAACUGCCAGAGGGCAGCUGUUUGUGGUGGACUGCGGCAAUGCCCGAAUCCAAGUGACAGAUCUCCAGAAGAACAUUGUGCAGCAAGUCUCUCCCUCGGGAUCAGAAAGGUCUUCCCGUAUCUGCAACUACUUUGAUGUGGCUGCAAAUUCAAAAGGCCUCAUAGCCUUGACCUGUGCUGCAGAGCGAGCAUUGUUGGUGUUCAGCCGUCAUGGACGCCUCCUGCAAACAUUUGGUGGCACCGUGACUGGUUCCACAAAUGAAGAGUUGGAUGCUCCGAGAGGGGUCACAGUUACAAGUCAAGAUGAAUUUGUAGUUGCUGACAUUAAGCGCGGCUCCUUGACUGCCUUAAAGUUGGACCCCAAAACUGGGGCUAGGUUAGAGCGCACAGUUGUAACCGGGUAUCACAGACCCUACUUGGUGGCAGCCUGUCUCACCACUGGGCUUAUGGCAGUUUCAGAAAGAGGUAAUGAAACUGGUCGGGUUCCAUGCAUCCGAGUCCUGGAACCUGGGUGGAACACUAUCAGAAUCCUGGGUGUGUGCUCUGGCCUGGGUCCUGUCUUGACCUGCCCCUGGGGCCUUUGCAUCGACCGUGAUGGGGACGUCUUAGUGGCAGACUGGGGAAAGCAACACCACCGUGUACUCAUCUACCCAUCAAAGGGUGUGGGCCGGCCUCUUGUGUCAGACAACCUCAACAGCCCACGUGGGCUGGCGCUUCUCCCAGAUGGCCAUAUGGUUGUGUCAGACAGCAUGAAUCACUGCAUUAAGAUAUACCGCUACAAAUGAACCGCAGAAGGUGGCAAGACCACAACAGACCUGUGUUUAUAGUUAAAUUUUUGGGCUGGUGAUUUUUCUUUGCCAUUCUGUACCUCUGCAGUUUUGGUUAAGUACUUAAGUCUUUUCUUAAAAAUAAAAAUAAGUCAUCUUUCCUAGAAUGUUUCCCAACAGCCUUGCAUCAAUAUGUACCUGACAGGGGGAGGUUUCAUGCUUUCCUUGUCGGUUUGAAGUAAUUUUCUUUAAUCUGAUCCUUGUCUUUUAAAAGGAGACAUAAAAUGCUCUGAUCCUCUUUUUUAGCCCUUAAUUACAUUUGUUGCAUACUUGGAGUCUCUUUGUACUUGGAAUUCAAUCUUUCUUGGUGCAGCGUAGAAAUCUUUUUAUUAUGUUUGGGUCAUAUUUUGCAAGCUGUUAAGUUUUCUCUGUUUUCCAUUUC